This is a messenger RNA of Xiphophorus maculatus (southern platyfish), 2398 nucleotides long. It is a transcript of the gene nat8l2, whose product is annotated as putative N-acetyltransferase 8B. Bases 241 to 912 code for a protein of 223 amino acids. Gene Ontology annotation, molecular function: N-acetyltransferase activity. The transcript is spliced from 2 exons. NCBI's taxonomy places the organism in Eukaryota, Metazoa, Chordata, Actinopteri, Cyprinodontiformes, Poeciliidae. The record is from RefSeq and is a predicted model, not a curated record.
UGUUCUCGUUUCUGCCGCUUGUGUACUCUGACCAAAGUCAAAUACAGGAUAGCAGUGUGCGUCCUGUUCAUUAAACUGCAAAAGUUUAAAGUUUAACUUAACCUAAAUAUAAGUUCAAACGGUGUUUGCCAGGGUUGUUGUCUUAAGGGUUCGUCGGUCGAGUUGUUAUUCGAUAAACUGAACAAACCGAGGAAGUUUGCGUAGAGUACAGUAAGGGUCCGAGAAGUAUUUUGUUGUGUCAUGGAGCUGGUGAUCCGCCGCUACCGUCCCUCAGACAAGGACACGGUGCGGCGCCUGUUCAGUAGCGGCAUCAGGGAGCACAUCGGCCCAUGUUUUCAGAAUGCCAUGCUUAGCCCUCUACACCUCACUAUUACUCUGUCUCUGGGUUUGGUUGGCUACCUCCUCGGCUCUUUGUAUACAGCUCUGUUGCUGCCAACAGCCUGGGUGGGACUCAUCUACUGCUGCUCCUACUACCUAUUCGCCAGGUAUGUCGCAAUGAAACUUAAGACAGACAUGCAGGACAUCGACGGGACGUACCUGAGCAGACCGGAUGAUUGCUUUUGGGUGGCAGAGGCUGAGGUCGACGGGGCAAUGCAGGUCAUCGGGAUGGUGGCUGUGUUGUGUAUAGGAAGUGGGAAUGAGAAGCACGGGGAAAUGUUCCGAAUGAGCAUCUCGCCAAAGUCCAGGCGGAUGGGACUGGGCCGCAGGUUGACUCAGACUGUGAUUGAUUUCUGUAAGGAGCGAGGCUUCUCUAAGUUGGUGCUAGGGACCACCUCCACCCAGAUGGCUGCUGUGGAUCUGUACAAAAAACUGGGGUUCAAACUUGUCCUCACACACAAAGACGUAUACGCUCCCCCCUGGAUGCUUGCGUUGGCCCAAGUCAACGUUUUAAAAAUGGAAAAACUUUUAUGAAGCUAAAACAGUGUAGGGUUUGCUUAUGUGUCUUACUUUAUACGUCUUAAAGAAAAGCAUGUCUUAUAAAUGGUAGUUUUUCCAUUCACGUCGGGACCAAAUGCAGUGUGAAUAAUGUGUGACAUCAGAGAAAAAGUAAUGAAAGGAUUUAAUAUGUGAAGGUGUGAGGAUAUAAAAUGACAAUAUUUAUGUUAUAUCAGUCAAUCAUUUUUGUUUAAAGGUGGGGAUAACAUUUUUAAAAAUUAUGCUUUUUCAGUCUGAUUACGAUGCAUUCACCAUCAUUAUGUUUGGUUGUCUCUAAAUUAGAACAAUAGAAAGUAGUUCUAAUUUCUUGUUUACACUUGUUAAAUGUUUAGUGCAUGAAAAAUGAUCAGUUUACUCCACUCCACCUAUUGAAUAUUAUUGAGUGUGUUAUUGAUUUGACCUAUUUCCACUAAUUGUUUUUAUAACAAUCAGUUUUGUUCUCCUGAAAAAAAGUCUUCACUAAAUCUAAACUAAAGAUUAUUCUUUCUAAUAUGUUGUUUUAUUUGUAUUUUUUGUUUAAUUUAGUAAUAGAAUGAGUCAAAAACAUUUCAGUAAAUGAACCUUGACCCUUCUACCGUUUGUCCUUUCUUUCAUUCCUUACCUCUUUUACGUUAGACCUCACCACUCACCUUCAACCGCUCUGUCUCUUUAGAUUAAUCAGCCUGACCUAAAACUACAUUUCAUAAUGUUGGCCCGUUGAGAUUUUAGUUGAACUAUCACAAUUAAAUCAAAACAUUGGCACUGAUGUGUGCAUUUUUGGUUUCAAUGAGAUCUUACAGUUAUACAAUAGGCAUAAUGCCACAGUUUUUAACUGUUUUAUUGAUGCAUCAAAAGCGUUUGAUCAUGUAAAUUAUGAAAAUGUGUUUAAUAAAUUGCUUGUAGAGAAAAUCUUAAAUAUUUUUUAAGAAUCUUAGUGUAUUGAUAUGCUCACCAGUUUUUUGGGGAAAAUUCUGUAUCAUCUUUUUAUGUGGGUAAAGUGUGCAACAAGGCAGCAUCUUGUCUUCUUCGCUUUUUAACGUGUAUAUGGAUGAUUUAUCUAAGCUGCUGAAUCAAUGUGAGACUGAAUUUCAGGUUGGCAACAGAACCAUCAACCACCUGAUGGAUGCUGAUGAUCUUGUGAUUCUCUUUUUGUCUGUAUAGUGCUGGUCUGCAGCAACUGCUUUGCUUUCAGUAUGAAUUGGAGUGUGAUAUUAAAUAUAAUGCAAAAAAGUGGAAUGUCAUGGUUGUCAGGAACAAAGAGGACAAUAAAUGAUCUUUCUCUGACUUCACAGUGAAGUCAGAGAAAGGUUGGGACAUUACAUACUCCAAUGCAUACUGCCCACCUGCGGAGGCAUUAUAGAACAAGCAGAAAGCUUGAACUUUGAAACCUUUUGUACAGAUCUAUACUGCAGCUGAUCCAGAAUGCUGCUGCUCGCGUUCUCACUAAAACCAGGAAGAUAGAGCACAUAACACCAGUUUUAAA